This is a messenger RNA of Loa loa (African eye worm), 1093 nucleotides long. Its product is annotated as galactosyltransferase. Bases 293 to 1093 code for a protein of 266 amino acids. The record is from RefSeq and is a predicted model, not a curated record. Lineage: Eukaryota; Metazoa; Nematoda; Chromadorea; Rhabditida; Onchocercidae. Gene Ontology annotation, biological process: glycosaminoglycan biosynthetic process. Gene Ontology annotation, molecular function: UDP-galactosyltransferase activity. Gene Ontology annotation, cellular component: membrane. The transcript has 7 exons.
UUUAAGGGCGUUGUUUUGGAAUUACAUUGAUCGGAAUGGUAACAUGUGGAAAUAAGGAUGGCACGGCGUUCUUUCAUGCCUUCACGAAUAAUAAUACUUUUUUGUGGCUGUUUGAUGUGCGUCAUUUGUACUAUCACGCUUUCACUAACGUGCAGUUGCGAGGAACAGCUUGCGUCCAGCAGACAGCGCAGUCUUGCUUCAUCGGGCCUGUAUAAAAAGCAAGGUGGAUUUAUGGAAAUUUCCAGAUUCAAGGAGAAAAUGUUUGCCUUCAACAUAUUUAGCGAUUGUGAUCAUGUCAUCUCCAAGUGAUGCUAUGGUGCGUGCUGUAAUUCGCAACACCUGGCUGAAAUUAUCUUUAAAAGGUAAAGCAACUUUCCGUUACACUUUUCCGAUUGGAACAAAAAAUCUGAGCUCGUUUCUCAAAGAACGUCUGAAAGAAGAAAAUAAUUCGUUUAAUGACCUGAUUUUUCUGGAGGACCUCACGGAUACUUACCAGAAUUUAACUAAGAAGUCUUUACUCUCUAUGCAAGUUAUGCAUAAUAUGUACAAAUUUGAAUUCUUGUUGAAGGUGGAUUCCGAUUCGUUUGUACGUUUGGGAGCAUUUUUAAAAGCAUUAAAGGAUAUUGAGGAUCCUAAUUUAUACUGGGGUUUCUUGGAUGGGAGAGCAAGACCAAAACGAAGAGGACAAUGGGCCGAAAGGGAUUGGAUUAUAUGUGAUCGCUAUGUUCCUUAUCAGCUUGGAGGAGGUUAUGUCUUAUCCUACAAAUUGGUCGACUUCUUCGUGCGGAACAAAGAUCUACUGAAAAUUUUCAAGAGUGAAGAUGUGUCAAUAGGUGCUUGGUUGGCAGGUCUUUCCGUUCGCUAUGUUCAUGAUCCUCGUUUUGACACCGAAUUCCGUUCCAGAGGAUGUAACAAUCAGUAUAUUAUUACACAUAAACAGACGCCGGAAUCAUUAAAGAAGUUAUAUGCUUCAGUUGUAAGUACUGGUAGGCUUUGUGAAAAGGAAUAUCGCAUUCGACCAUCUUACGUUUAUGAUUGGUCAGUCCCACCCAGUAUGUGUUGCACUCGACAUAAUGGCUCUAACAUACCAUAA